Messenger RNA from Carassius carassius (crucian carp), 1500 nucleotides. It is a transcript of the gene sap30bp, whose product is annotated as SAP30 binding protein. The record is from RefSeq and is a predicted model, not a curated record. Bases 63 to 980 code for a protein of 305 amino acids. The transcript is spliced from 11 exons. Gene Ontology annotation, biological process: regulation of DNA-templated transcription. Lineage: Eukaryota; Metazoa; Chordata; Actinopteri; Cypriniformes; Cyprinidae. Gene Ontology annotation, cellular component: nucleus.
AAACGCCGAGCAUGCGCGCACUGAAUAUAGCAUGACGUCAUUAUUGUGCGCCAGCGCAGAAGAUGGCGAGCGGUAAAAAGAAUGCUAUUCUCACUUCACUAGCGGCUUAUGGAGAUGAUUCUGAGCAGGAUUCAGAUCCAGACACAGAUGAUCAAGAAUCUCAUGGUGGAUUGGUGUGGGCUGGUUACGGAGAGGAAGAUGUGAGUCGUGUGGAGGAGGCAGAUGAGAAGCCCUCUGGGAAUGAGGACAGUGAUGGUGACAGCACCAGAAAUUCGGAAGAGGAGGAGUCCGACUCGGGGCGGACCCAAGAUGAUGUGAAGGAUGUCACUGAAGUGGAGGUUAAAGACCCCAAUGAGCUUGUUGCACAGUUUUCGGAGAAGGUUCGGAAUAUGUCUCCAGAUGAGAUCAGAAUUCCUCCUGAACCUCCCGGGCGUUGUUCCAGUCAUCUGCAGGAAAAGAUCUUUAAACUUUACGAGCGGAAGCUUCACGGAGACUUUGAUACAAACAGCCAUAUUCAAAAGAAGAAAGAGUUUCGCAAUCCAAGUAUUUAUGAGAAGCUUAUCCAGUUCUGUGGUAUUGACGAACUCGGAACCAAUUAUCCAAAAGACAUGUUUGAUCCCCAUGGUUGGUCAGAGGAUUCGUAUUAUGAGUCACUAGCCAAAGCUCAGAAAGUGGAGAUGGAUAAGCUGGAAAAAGCUAAAAAGGAAAAGACCAAGAUUGAAUUUGUGACGGGCACCAAAAAAGGUACCACUACUAAUGCAGCAGCUUUGGCCACGAACACAACUGCCUCUUCCACAGCAGAUGCUCAGAAGAGGAAGAGCAAGUGGGACUCCGCAGUACCAGUGACCCUGGCACAACCCACCCUCCUCACCACCACAGCCACCCUCCCUGGAGUCGUCUCUGUGACCACAACAGCCAGCGGCACCAAGACCACAGUCAUCUCUGCAGUGGGAACCAUUCUCAAAAAAGCUAAGCAAUGACACAAAAAAGGCUGGGGGAUUUCACUUCAGUUUGCCAGAUGAAAUGAAUGGCUGUUGUACAUGUAAACAUAAUAAGCUCUGCUGUUUUUGCUUGAGCAACAGUUGGUUUUAACAGUCUGGCAACUGGAAUAGAUGGUGUUUUCUCUUUUUCAGAAAGUGGACAAUUCUAGAUGUAGCUUAUAUUAGACAUCUCUGUUUUGUUGUUUUGACUUGCUGUUUCAAAUGCAUUUAUCUGAUGGCUGAUUCUUUGUUUUAAACUUCUUGGUUGUCUUUGCUCAGAUGGUUUCCAUUGAAGUCAUGAUUCUUGUAUGUAAAAACGAUCAUAUCUGUCUGUUGCAGUGAAGUCAUCUAAACUUUCAUGUCCAACGUAUGAAAACUGAAACUUACAAUCAUUUAUUGCUUAUAAGCGAAUUUGAUUUUUCUCUUAAAUAAUCGUUCAGUGUUUGAUGGAUACUCAGUCCGGUCUCUCUACUAUCAGUGUUUCCAUUUUAAUGCUUUGGAUAGGUCAUGUCACAUAGAA